UAAAUAUGAAUCGAAACUUGUAUCGACAGAGCCGUUUAAGAUAACUACUCGAAGAAACAUUUUGUCCCCGACGAAAGUCUCUGUGCUUGGUUUUUUUAAACCGUCCUCAACUUCGCAUUGGUAUCUCGGCGUAUGGCACCAUAGGUUUCCUCAGGAAGUGGUAUGGGUUGCGAAUAGAGGCAACCCACUCUCCGAGCCCAUUGGAACCCUAAAAAUCAUGGAUAACAACCUCGUUCUCCUUGAUCAACACGGUACCCGUGUCUGGUGGACCAAUGUGACCAGCACAAAUCUGAUGAAAGGGCUAGUGACUAGAGAGCUUCUCGACACCGGAAACUUUGUAUUGAGAUACUUCAACAACGACGACUUAUCAGCUGGGCUUUGAUUUUCCGACGGAUGCUUUAGUUUCCGGUAUGAAAUUUGGCUGGGAUGCCAAAUCAAACAUAAAUAGAGUUUUGAAAUCUUGGAGAAGCUUUGAUGAUCCUUCUCCCGGGGAAUACACAUACGGAGUGGAACGUCAUGAGCUCGCGCAAAGUUUCAUUCGGAAGAAAGGUGUGUCAACAUUCCGGAGUGACCCAUGGAAGACAAAAAAUGACGUAGAAUAUGAAAGUGGAAAUUUAACCUACACGACAUACCGCAUUACCGCGACCGAAGAGAAAGCCACCUAUUUCUUCAGUAUCACGAAUGAAUCCUUCUUCUCAAUAUUGAGAUUGUCCUAUACCGGUGUGUUGCAGCGGUCUACGUGGGUUCCAAAACCACAACAAAUGUGUAAACGACUAAGGGAUCGUGUUUUACCACAUGAUACAUGCGGUUCAUACAAUGUAUGUGGAGCUUAUGGUCUGUGUGACAUGGACACAUCACCAAACUGUGUUUGCACAUGGGUUUGA
Arabidopsis thaliana (thale cress) is the source of this 884-nucleotide messenger RNA. RefSeq names its product S-locus glycoprotein family protein. NCBI's taxonomy places the organism in Eukaryota, Viridiplantae, Streptophyta, Magnoliopsida, Brassicales, Brassicaceae. The record is from RefSeq and is marked reviewed. Gene Ontology annotation, biological process: recognition of pollen. The transcript has a single exon. Bases 411 to 884 code for a protein of 157 amino acids.